Messenger RNA from Dromaius novaehollandiae (emu), 13835 nucleotides. RefSeq names its product CREB regulated transcription coactivator 1 (gene CRTC1). The record is from RefSeq and is a predicted model, not a curated record. The transcript is spliced from 15 exons. The coding region runs from base 101 to 2008 and encodes 635 amino acids. Gene Ontology annotation, molecular function: cAMP response element binding protein binding. Gene Ontology annotation, biological process: protein homotetramerization; positive regulation of transcription by RNA polymerase II. NCBI's taxonomy places the organism in Eukaryota, Metazoa, Chordata, Aves, Casuariiformes, Dromaiidae. Gene Ontology annotation, cellular component: cytoplasm; nucleus.
GCGCGCAGGCGCCCUGGGCACCCCCGCCCGCCCGGCCUCCCCGCCCGGCGCAUGCGCCUCGCCCCCUCCGGCGCGGGGAGGGGGAUGCGGACGGGGGAAGAUGGCGGCCUCGAACAACCCGCGGAAAUUCAGCGAGAAGAUCGCGCUGCACAACCAGAAGCAGGCGGAGGAGACGGCGGCCUUCGAGGAGGUCAUGAAGGACCUGAGCCUGACCCGCGCCCACCGGUUACAGCUGCAGAAAACCCAAUAUUUGCAACUGGGACAGAGUCGUGGCCAGUACUAUGGAGGGUCACUGCCAAAUGUGAAUCAGAUUGGAAACAGUGCCAUGGAUCUGCCUUUCCAGCACAACGGAGCUUUGGCAGAAGCCUUUGGAGCAGUUCCUGUCUCUUUGACUCCUUUUCAGUCGUCUGGAUUGGAUACAAGCAGAACAACUCGGCAUCACGGUCUGGUGGACAGAGUAUAUCGUGACAGAAAUCGUCUUGGCUCUCCGCAUCGACGUCCUCUCUCCGUGGAUAAACAUGGAAGACAAGUAGACAGUUGUCCAUAUGGCACUGUGUAUCUGUCACCUCCAUCAGAUACAAGCUGGAGAAGGACGAAUUCUGAUUCAGCCCUGCACCAGAGCACUAUGACUCCAACUCAACAAGAAUCAUUUUCGGGAGGGUCACAAGACAUGCAGCAGAAAAGAGUUUUAUUAUUGACUGUCCCAGGAAUGGAGGAAACCACCUCUGAGGCAGACAAAACCCUCUCUAAGCAAGGAUGGGACACUAAAAAGACAGGGUCUUCAAGACCUAAAUCAUGUGAAGUUCCAGGAAUCAACAUCUUUCCAUCAGCUGACCAAGAAAACACUACAACGCUGAUUCCUGCUACACAUAACACGGGCGGCUCCCUGCCAGACCUGACAAACAUCCAUUUCCCUUCCCCUCUCCCAACACCAUUAGAUCCUGAGGAAUCCACAUUCCCAGCCCUGAGUAGCUCCAAUAGUACCGGAAAUCUUGCUGCCAAUCUGACUCACUUGGGCAUCAGCACUGCCAAUCAGGGAAUGACAACAACGCCAGCCCCGUCCCAGCAGCACCGUCAGCCAGCUGUCAGUCCUCUCUCAUUGAGUGCAGACUCAAGACGACCACAGUCACAGCAAAUGUCUCCUACGCUUUCCCCUUUGUCACCAAUUACUCAGGCCGUGGCUAUGGAUGCAUUGUCUCUCGAGCAGCAGCUUCCCCCAUAUCCAUUUUUUACCCAGACAACUUCACAGCAACAGCAGCAGACCCAGGUGGCAAGCACCCUGCCUCAGAAUACUCCUUUAAUGCAGACCUCUGGUUUACAGCGAGGAACACAACUUCCCCCGCUCUCCGUCACGGUACCUUCUACCAUCCCACAGUCACCUCCGGGUAGCCAGAGCCAGCCGUCAAUGGGAAUAGAUAUCAACUCGGCUUCACUCCAGCAGUACCGCAGUAAUGCUGGAUCCCCAGCCAACCAGUCUCCCACCUCUCCUGUCUCCAAUCAAGGCUUCUCUCCUGGCAGCUCCCCUCAACAUUCUUCCAUUCUGGGGAGUGUAUUUGGUGACUCCUAUUAUGAUCAGCAGAUGACAGCUAGGCAGGCUAAUGCCCUAUCCCAUCAGCUUGAACAGUUUAAUAUGAUAGAAAACGCCAUUAGUUCCAACAGCCUGUACAGCCCGUGCUCCACCCUCAACUACUCCCAGGCAGCCAUGAUGGGACUCACGGGGAGUCACGGCAGCUUGCAGGACUCGCAGCAGCUGAAUUACUCCAGCCAUGGAAACAUCCCCAACAUUAUUCUUACAGUGACAGGCGAAUCUCCUCCCAGCUUAUCAAAAGAACUGACCAGCUCUUUGGCAGGAGUGGGAGAUGUCAGCUUUGACACGGAUUCCCAGUUCCCUCUGGAUGAACUAAAAAUUGACCCUUUAACCUUGGAUGGACUGCACAUGCUGAAUGACCCAGAUAUGGUCCUCACUGACCCUGCCACAGAGGACACGUUCAGGAUGGACCGGCUGUGAAGUGUGGACACCGGGAGCUUGGGGACGGCGCUCAGUCCUGGAGCCCAGCCGAACUAGAGAGUCCAAUGGGUCAGUCCUGGCAGAACAGGAGUUACUGAGCGCAGUAGCUCUGUCCUGUACAACAUGUACCAUGAGUAAAGCUUGUCGUUCUAAGCUUGCAGCGCUGCAGACCCCUACUCCCUGUUGCGCCGUAUUUUACCCCUUAUCCACUCAUUGCCCUUAAUGAGUAAGGAGUUUCCAUCAGCCUUCUCCUCUCCAGAGCCCCCCCUCUCCCCCCACCAAAGUUCCAGCGUUAAGUUGCCAGUUUUCUCCUUUGCACUAGAAGGGGGUGUUUUGGGGCAGGCGAGGAAGGUUCAGAGCCAAGGGUGGAGUAAAGAGAUUCUCCAGCGCGCCAGACCGUUGGCUGUCGCUGGCUGCUGUUGAAGGAAGCAGCCGUCUCCUCGAGGCGGGGGGCGGGGGGCAGCUCUGGCUCCUGACCCCCUCUUCCCCCGCCGACUCGAGAGCAGACCUCUGCGUUGCCGCCCUCUGGAACGGGCUGGGGGAGCUUUUGCAAUUUUGACUCUGACUGCUUUGUGACAGCUGCUUUGUAGAGUAAGAUGCUUCUUCCUUUAUUGAUAUGCCAUGUUUGUUUUCAGGUUUGUUUCCUUGACUGUUGUCCUGCACCCACUGCCUGUUCUCAUGCCCUGAGCAAACUCGUGUACUUGGCAAAGCAGAAAAGCAGCCUGGCAGCCCAACAGCCUUUCGUAGCCAGCUAUUCAAAAAAAAAAAAAACCAAAAAAAGAAAAAAGGCAACUGUAAACACUAUUUUCAAAGCUUUUUUUAAUAUAUAUAUGUAAUAUAUAUAUUUAUAUAUAUGUAUACAUAUAUAUAUAUAGCAUUUCUGAGCACACAAAAAAGUACUAUAAUUCAUUACUUGAUUAGUGUGGAGGAAGGAUCAGAACAUUUUAAAGCAGCUAAAAGAAUAUAGGAGACUAACUUGCAGAGCACAUUUCUAAUUUUACUUUGUGAGAGAUUCCUGGGCAACAGGAAGGGCAUUUGUAUAGCAAUGCCUGGCUCAAAUCAUGAUUAUUUUUUAUUUUUUAUUCUUAUCAUUACUUAUUCUGUUACCAUUAUUUAUGAUCUUUUUUUUUAUUUAAGUAUUUGGAUAUUAGACAAGUAGCUAAACUACAUACAGCCAAUUGAAGCACUCUACAUAAUACUUGUACAGUACAUCUUUUUGUGUUUUUAUUCCAGAAAUAUAUUAUAUAUAUUAUAUAUAUAGGUAUUUUUAACUAACUGGAAUUUUAAACAGGUGUUGAGCGGAAGUGAGGAAGCCUAAGGCAAGUCUAAAUGUUUUCCUUUUAUAUAGUCAAAAUAGGGUGGCAGGAACUUAGAUAUUCCUUCUUUCACCCUGGGGAAAAAAUAGCUUGCUCUACAGUGAAAUAGUACUGUAUCCUUGAACAGGUUGAGAUUCUGUUAAAUUUAUAAUAGACUAUUUCUGUUAGUCCUUGUUAAUAUUCUGUGCUGCAGCGUAACAGGAUGAUGAAUGACACUUUAUCAAUGGCAAAUUAAAAAAAAAAAAAGAAACCAUUGAAUCUGAAUUUGGUGGUUUCACUUAAAUGUCAUGGCUGAAAUUUAUACUGAUUCCCAGAUCUCUGACACUUGGGACUCUAUCAGAUUUGAAAAAAUGUGUUUAAAGAUUUAUCAAGACCCCAAUGCACUUACAGUAAUUGCCAGGGGCACUGUUAAAAUGUUGUAUUCAUUACACUAUAAUCUGCACAGUAAUAGCAGCUAUAAGUAAACGACCCUUCUAUUAUGCAGAAGUUACAAAUUAAUGUUAUUUUGGGUUUUAUUAACAAAAUAAAAGUCACAUUAUGCAUAAUACCCUGAAUGUAAGGUGAAUGAAUACCUGCUAGAGGAAGGCAUUUCCAUGCAGUAGGGGUUGAACAUCGAAAUAUAUUUUUGUUAACUAUUAUCUCGAAUAAAAGAGCCAUUUUAGUUUUUAUUUCAAGACGAGUUGUGUUUUGUUGUUUCCCCCCCCCGGCAUGGUAUUUCCCCAUCUGCUCUCUUUUGACGGGGUCUGCAUCAUCUGCACUUGCGUUUUAUCUAAGACUGUGUCAGUUCUUUCUCAGCUGUCAUAUGACUUUUAAGCAAAAAAUCCCCAGCACUUCUCCCCGCCCUCCCCACCCCAUUCCCCCCAAGAAGGAUCUUCUUGCUGUUUUCAGCAAGCAAUAUGCAGGUCCGCGGAGGAAGUGGACUGCUCUUAAUGAGUUAUACUAGGUUUCUGUGUGCUUCCAGAAAUCUGUGGGACGCUGUCCUGAGAUUCAUGCAGACACUGCUGAGCAGAAUCAUUGUUGGGAUUUAUAUAACUUGGGUGCGCGUUUGCUCACAUUUGUGCCAUUAGUUGACCAUUUGCACUAAAAAUGUUCCCGUUUUUCUUUUGAUCUCUUAGCUUGUGUUUGUCUUUUCCUUUUGUUCCUGCCCUUACAAUUGCGAGAUUAUCCUGCAUCUUCGUUGAAAAUGUUUGUCAGGAUUUCAGCCCACUAUUACAUGUACUCCCGAUGUCUGCUUAUUUCAGAUUGCUAAUGCUUUUUCAAUUUAAGAAAAAAAAAAGGUAGCUUCAAACAGGAGGAUACCCUAAAAGAACAAGACUAAUUUGGGCACAAGUGACUUGGAGUCCUUUGCUUUGAAACAGCCAAAGGUACAGUGUGAGUUGAAUAUGCUUUUUGCGGUUCGCAUAGUCUCUUUGACAGUACUGUUAGUUCCUUGAUGGGAUUUGUCUAUAUUGCUCUCUUGUUCCAAUGACUCUUAUGCAUGUAAAUUCUUGUUUGUGAUCUAUUUUUUUAAAACCAGAGUCACUUCAGAAUGAAGCAUCCAAGUAGGAAAUCAGAUUCCUAACUGGAGACUUUUACAGGGAGCUGUUGCUAAAUGCUACCUUCUAAUUUUUUUUAAACUACAUGUGUAUAUAAGAGAUCUUGUUUAUUAGACUUGUAAGUAGACAUUUAAAAUGGCCUUAAUUUAAAAACAACACGUCUGGAUGCAACUGUCAAAUUUAGGGACCAUCUAGUUGAGAGAAAUAACAGUUUUUGUUCCUUUCUUGCGGGGCAAGUGGAGAAGGGUGCUCGGGGAGUGGGAAGGAGUAAGCCGAGGUCACCACGGGAAGCAGAUGAUGGCUGUGUUUGAAAGAAUGUGCUUCAUCUCUUAAGCCCCGGUAGCGGGCAGGCUGGCUGCUUUUAUUAUUAACCCUUUGAGAAUCGGAGCAGUUACUUCAACAGUUCCUGCACUUUGCUUCCCAGAAGGCCAGUUUCUUGACAGCAUCAUGUAUGAGCUGUACUCCAGCAAAAGGGAUUUUUCUCCUCCUCUCCCCUUAAUUUUUUUUUAAAUGCAUACGGCUAAUUUUAAAGCAGAAACAAUCUAUUAAGUUGUCAAAUGUAAACACGGAGGGGAUCCCAGUAAUUUCAGAACAAAUUAUUUUAUUUUAUUUUAAAAGGUAUUAGUACUGUUUGCAUUUUACACUCUGCGUAUAAGGGUGAGAGCUGUUGGGAGCGGUUGGCCCUUGGAAUGCCGGGAUGGAUGAGACUGAAGAGUGAAAGAAAAAAACAUCACUUGGCAAAAAAGAAGUAUUCUUGGUACCUUUUUCAGUUAAGUACUUUUGAAGCUGUCUGGUGUCUCAAAGGGUUACUGUCCCAAUAUACCUGCUGAGUGAAUCCCACCCUCUCCCUACAACAUGUGUUUUUAUAUAUAUUAAAAAAAGUUCCCAAGCUAGACUGUUGCAUUUGCCAAUAUAUUGGGGAAAUAAUAGGAAUAAACUUUCAAUGUAUAAAAUACUGUGAUGUUAUAAAGAAAAACAGACUUCUGCUGUUUAUUGCAGCGUAAGUGGGUGGGAGGGGGGAGGCUCUUUUCAUUGUACAUAGUAGUCUGCAUUCUCUCUCAAAUGAAUCUGCACAGGCCGAGUUGAGGUCAUUCUCUCUGCUGCAUGCACGACUGACCGCGGGCGGCAUCGAAGCUGUCGAGCUCACUACUGCUUUUGCAUGUCAGUGAACACUUUGCCGGCGAUCUUUAACUGUGCAAAACCUUUCCUGUACAGAGAACCUUUGAUUUAUUUUUUCCUUUUUUUUAAGAGGGGAAAAGGUUUCCAGAAAGAGGCUUCAAAUUAAUUAAAGAAGUUAUUAAUUAUUUGUACAUUUUACUACUGUUUUUUAAAUUCAAUUAAAUUUAAAUUAAUUGCAAAAAAAAGUGUGCCUGAGAUUCCUGGUGCAAAUGCAUGCAACAAAAAUGCUUACUGAAGAACUUUCAAUUAAGAGGAAGAACUGCCCCUCUGAGUUUGCAUAAAAGCAGCAUCUGAUAACUUAAAGAAUCCUUUAAACUUCUCUCAAAAAUAAGAUCUUAACUGUGCUUGUUUUUAAAAGCUCUGUUUUCCGUAGAAACGAUAAUUGAGACUUGAGAUCUGCCCCUUAUGAGCAUGGUACUCGCCUUGGAAACCCUCUCUGUACAGUAAGGAAGAGUAAAGCCCCCUCAUCAUACAGUAGGUCAAAACGUAUGCUGUGCUUGCGGGAGAAAAGUGUUUAUUCCUCUGAAAAUGGACCCCCUGUCACUGUGAUGGCAAUGUGAAAGCGCAGGUAGCGUUUGUUAUAUGUGUAUGUUCUUUUUAAAAAACAAAAAAGCAAAAAAAAUUUGUAGUGUUCCUGUUCUUUGUAUUUUUAGUUGCAUAUUAUUUAUACUGCGCAGUGUAGGCAUGGAUUGCAUGUCAGUUUUCUAUGCGGGCACCAUGAUGACAUUAUAACUGUGUAUUAUAAAUCAUUUUUACCUUUUUAAACAGAAUCAUUGUGUGGAAUUUCUAUACUGCAAAACAAAACACUACAUUAAGUACUAUAUUCAUUUGUGUUAUUUAUUUUAUUAUUUUGUGGGGGGUGGGGGGCGGUUUUAACUGUGGUGUAUAUUGCCUUAUGUGGGCUUGACCAAUUUUAUCAAAAUAAAGGCCUAAAGGGGUAAAAUAUGUUUACUGUUUUCUUCAGUAAAAUGACUUGUGGCUGCCACAGAGGCAGCUGCAGAAAAGUGCAUAGUGGAAAGCAUAAAAAGAAAGCAAAUACGUACCGUAGAAAAUUUGUAAGAAAGAAAAUGCAGCUGUGUAACAUAUUAACUACACAUAGCCUGAGUGCUGGUCUGAAAAGUGAUUUGAGUUUUACAUGACAAUUCUGUGUCUGUGAUGAUGUAAUGAGUUUUAAGAGCCUUGUCUAACCCUUUCAAAUACACCUGCUCAAUAUUUUCCCCUUCUUUUAAGAAACUAAAGAAAUAGCCGUCUUCAUUUGGACAAGCAGGAGAAACGCGUUCUCGCGUGCCCCGAUGCUGCAGAGAGCUGGCAGCACCCAGGUGCUUUGUAGAAAACCGUCGUUCUUUAUUCGUUGCAAGUUUUCUACCUUUGAAAUACGGAGCGUGUGUGUGCGCUGUGGGUUUCUGAAGGUUACAGGUAACGGUACCAGACGGGGGGAGAAGGGGUGCCCGCGCCCGCGUCCGGAUCGGGACGCAGCGUAUUCGCCAGGGCCCGCGAGCUGCAGCCGCCACCAGGCAACGUCCCAGCGCGAUGCUUCUGGCUGCGUACGACAGCCUGACUUCUCUUCUGCGGUCCGUGUUUUAGAGCAGACGUAUGGCAGCUGCGUUUAGCUGCUUCUGUCCUUGGGUUUCAAACACGCAGAAUCUGCUCUGCUGUGCUGUUCGUGGUAUUUUGUCUCGGAAUAGCAUCGCAAAGAUGUACUUUGCUUUGAGGGCCAGGUUCGGACCAUCGCAGUAGGACAGUGGCAUUUGCGUGAAUUCUGCUUUAAUAGUUGUCAGUUCUGUAAUUUCCUGGGUGUUUGGGGGAAAUUUGUUUUAAUUUCUCUCUGAACUUCAGCCUUCCCCCGUUCCUGGUAUUUUCUCUGUGUGACCGCAGUGAAGUUUUCUGGCUCAGUGCUGUUCUCUGCGUAAACACUUCACAGCUCGGUCUGCACAGAUUCUGCAGCCGAGCGCGUUUAGCACAGAGAAGCAGAGGACUGAGCAGUUUUAUCGUGUUGGACCAAAUGCAAGUCUCGGUGUCGUGGAGAAGUUGGGCUACUCUGACCUUGGGUCCGUUAGUUACCUUAUUUCAGUGGGGAGGAAUAGAGGGCUUUCAGGUUUGUGUCGCUCAGCUGGGUGCUGGUGAAGAUCGGGCCGUGGCGCUGGCUCUCCCGGCUGCCGCGGCCGCCUGCCCGCGCUGUGCCACCUCCAGCGGUGCCGUUUGCUGUCCCCCUUGACGAGGCACCUAGUGCGAGUCCUGAGGAAAUGGGGCGACCUUCUGCUGCAAAGGACCCUGGUGCAAACUAGAGAGGGUUUACCACCCCCUUGCCCCCAAAUAUUCUUUACUAAGAAUAUUAGAACAAGAUGUUAACUGCUCUCUCUGGACGUAGAGAGGGGGAAAGCUUUCAGGGAGCCGUGCAAAUGUGGAGGAGCUCGGUGGCUCCUUGGCAUCUCUGCUUUUGUAAAUCCCCCCCUUGCAGGCGAGAGCUGGAGAAGGGUGACCAAAGCGAGAGGGUGCCUGGCACCGAUUCCUUUGGAGGGUGGUACUGUGCACUUGCUAUUUACUGCUCGUGUCCCGACCCUGACUGUCUCCUGGUAACCAGCUUAAACUGUUGCUUCUUCGAGGUUGCAUGUAAUGUCUCGUAACUAAAUAGUAGGCAGGGAAAUGCCUAAAUAACAUUUUUGUUUGUUUAACUUGGCUCUUUUUACUUAAAUUUUGCUAUUAAGUAGCUACAGGAGAAUAAAGUAAAUGAUAUGUGUUGAAUUUUCUGAUGUAUAUUUUCUGCUUGCUAGAGAGUCACAGUGAUCUAAUCUUCAUGUUUUCUGGUGUGUAUGAAGGUCCUAUUUUGUUGAUUGUGUUUAAUCUAGUAAGUGGUUCAGCUUUAACAGAACAUAAUUCAGGGGAGAAACUUAUGUGGUUUAAGAUAAAGGGGAAAAAUGCUAAUAGUUCUUAACCAAUAUCCAGCCACCUGCUAUUAUGAUAUGCUUGUUAGACCUACUUGGCAAGUUAUCAGUAUUAGCUCAGUAACUCGUUACUCUGAGUUUGUCCAGUCCCUCGUCACUGUUUCUGAAGGGCUUCGGUGUGAUCACGCAGCAGGUUAGGCAGCACCCGCAGAGCUGCCCGCUUUCAAUGCACCUUUGAACUUCAUAAAGGCUUUUAACAACCACAGAGACGAUGUCCUCUUGUUGAAAGGAAGGGUGAAUUCUGGAGAAUACAAGUAAACCCUGAAGCUGUUUCCCUGUAGUACUGCUAAGAGUGUGCAAAAGCUGAUGUGUCAUUUGCAGAACUUUAGUACUUGGAACAAAAGCAAACACCUCACGAAUCUAUUAGGAAACUGUCACUACAGUAUCUCUAUUUUCCUAACUAUGGUGCUUGCCGUAUUUCUGCCAUCACCGUCACAUACAUGAGACACUAGACUCUGAGCAAUGUCAGUACUUUCAGACAUUUUCUCACAGCAUGAUGAUAGGAUGGAAAUGGAGAUGACAGUUUAGACUUUUUUACUCCUUAAUUUUGCCUGCCUUCAGCCUAUAUAACUUCCAGGUAUUUCUGUUACCUUUUUAAAUUUGCAAAUAAUAUGUCCUCUUGAUGGCUGUUAAUGUGUUCAGUGUAGCGGCUUAAUGGAGGCAAAACUGAUAAAAGUAUCAGCCGAAAAAUUAAUCAUAGUAUUUGCAGGAGCUGUGCAUGGGAAUGCACUGUAUUUAGGGAUAAAUCACAGUUUUCUGCUGUCCUAAUCUCUUCAGCUGUUAGGAAACUGGGAUCUGUUAUUGCAGAGGGCACAUAUUAAACCAGUUUGUACUGGACCAUGGACAUGUUGACCUUUUCUUUGUCCUUAGUUCUGUGCUUUUUUUAUUGAGCUGUUAACUAAAAAUAACAAUUUGAGCAGUAGGUUGAAGUAUAGACUGAUUGGGAAAAUCAGCUAUUGGGUUAAUUAUCUAUUUCAAAUAGUUUCACUGUUAAUUAACAAUUUUAUCCAUGUGCAGAAGGGACUUUUUUUUUUCUGAGCUGGUGUAGGGAUUCGUCCUUUUCAAUAAAAGUGUUUCUCCCACACUGCCUGAUGGUAAAUCAGGAGCAGGCAGCUGAGCCAGGCAUAUUGGCAUGUUAGCCUAAGUCCUCGGGAAGCAUUGUGAGUACUUACGCUUCCCACUCUGCACUCACCUGGGAAUCUGCUUCCUACCUGCGAAAUCUGCUGUGCAGACUUUGGAACCAGCAGGUGUGCGAAGAUGUUUCAGCUUCCAGUCACUGAUUCCCCUUAAGCAGGGUGUUGCCAAGAUGCACGCUUUUAUUAUUUAAAACUCCGCUGUGAGUAAGCUAGCUCCUUUGCUUUGAGUUAAUGGCUGGAAACAUAUGAACCUUUGCUCUUAGUGCAUUUCCCACUGCAGGAGCUCACCUGGGAGCCUGGUGCUGAGCUGGGAUGAGAGGCUGGAAUCUGGGCAGUUCUGUGCAUCAGCGGCUUGGGAGCCAGGGCACUGCAAGGCUUUGCUUUGGAUUUUGCUUUUGCCUCGUCUUUAAGCUUGUCCAGGUACUGUCUUUUUGGAAGAGCUUCGUAUAUGUACACGUCCGUGCCUGCUUACCCACCUAAAAUGAGUGAAUUUAAAAACUGAGCAGUACUUUUCUAUCCCUUUGGUGCUAAUGACAGUGGCUUUUCUGUAUUACAGCGUAAAGCUGAGCUUGACUUACAUUUUACUUGUGGUUGUAGCAGUGGAGGCAGCGUAGUCAGAAGACUUGAGCUACCUUUGAACUAGUUUCAAUGCUGGUAACUGGCAGAAAGCUCUCAGCAAGGGAACUUACUCUGGGUUAAUACAGGGAACUUGAGAAUAGGUGCUGGUGAUGUACACGUCUCAGGACAAGAAGUUAACCGGGGUCUCGUAGCGGAGCUAGCUCAGUAGAGGGUGUCUGAGUGAGCAGGCUAGCGUGUGUGUCCACGUGUCUGUGCCAAGUGCUGUGAUUGCAGCCUAGACAUACAUUGGCUUUCAAUUAACAGGCAUGUUCAUGUUAGUGUGGCUUUUGUUGCUCUUGUAAUUGUUGGUUUUUGCAAUAUUUUAAUGUGUUGUUGGAUCAAGUUUUUGUUUUAUAGUAUUUUUCUUAGUUUUGUGUGGCAGAUGAGUCAGAAUGAAGUGGGCCUUGCUGUGUUAGAAACAAGUGGGUGUCUAACAUGCUGGCAGAUGAGUGAAAUGACAAUUGCUGUCUUAAGGUAUUCUAUCUACUCUUCUGUUAAAUGUUUUCAAAACCCUAAGAGACUGUUUUUACUUUUUUUUUUUUUUUUAAACAACUCACAUCUUGUUAUCAAGAUUUCACCUUCCAGUGUACCUUAGGCAUCCUUCAGUAGGCAUCCUACCUUAGAGAAUCCUUCAAUAAAUAAAUUAGGACAAACAGAACUUGGAUUGCAACAGACAGCUCUCAGCAUGUGAACCAAAAGAUUGCAGAAUUUGUCACAAAAUCUCCCUUCCUGCUCUUGUUCUUGGAAAUUUAUGUUCUUCAACUGGGAGCUGUGUUUGAGCCAUAUAUUAACACACUUAAUGAACAAAGAAGGAUACUAUGCCACUCAGCUCUCAAAAAUGUAUCUGAAAAUGUGACAAAACCAAAAUAGUUGGUACUUCUCUGAAGAAAUACAAGCCUCAGAUUCAGAGAGCAUAAAGACCUCCUGAGACUUCUUGUCCUAAACUGAGUCAACUCAUAGCUCAUUUUUGUGAUUUGUAUAGGGCCAAAUGUUCUCAGGGCCUGACACUCUUUUGCAAGAGCAGAACUGUUCACUGCUUUAUGGUUUCCAAUUGUAUUUUAAAUGUCACGAAAGACUGAGUUUUUACCACUUCCUUUGGGAGAUGAUUCAUUGUGGUGCAAGGAAAGGAAAGGAGGGUAUUGAUCUGUAGCAUGUUGCUUUGAGGCUACUAUUCUAUAAAAUACUCUCUAGUGCAACAGCUGUGUGACAACACAUACUGUACAUCAAAUAUAAACUUGCCUGACUAAGCUCUGGUUCCUAUGAAUUUUUUUGUAUUGCAUGUAGUUACAACCUCAUACAGAUAAAGCUUUUAAAUCUAUUGAAAGGCAGCCUUUUCUGCACGUAAGCUGAACAUUUUUUAAUUGCAGUUGAGAUUUUUUUUUAAAUAGGAAGAUGCAGAGUUACAGGAACAUUUAUGUUCUGCUCCUGAGAAUGUUACUCUCUACCACAUUCAAAUUUUGCUAAACCUUGAUUUUAAAGAUUAGUCUGAGACCUGUGCAGAUUCAUCCAUCCUUCAGUUCUUUCCUUAAAUGUGCAAUAAAAGUUCUUCCCUGAAUAAGCUUAAAUUGUCAUAAUUGAGUAAUGGCUAAGGGAAUCUUGGCUAAGGCUUCAGCUGGUGGUAAGAGGUUUAUAUUUGUAAUGAAUCUUGGCUAAAUCUGUGAAAGUAGGGCAGGGGUUUUUGGAUGUGAAGGCAGUCUAAUCUAGUAUCAUUUAAAAAGCAAAGUACAAAGUAAGUGAUAUACUAAAAAAGUGCUGUACAUGCUGUUGGUUCUCAUUAGGGACACGUGCUUUCAGAAUGCUGUAUCUUACUCUGCCUUUUGAACUGCUGUAUUUGUACAGUGAAAUGUAAAGUUCAUUUGUACAUGUCCUAUGGAUUAUUCAAUCCAAUUUUUUUAUACUGUGGUUUAGCAGAAAAGGAGUAAAAGGUCUCCAUUUAUAAACCUAAUUUAAGAACUAGUUUCUGCAACUGUAAUAGUGGAGUGGCAGUAUUUCUUUCAGAAAUUUUACAGGCUUAAACUUACAGAAAUUGAGUUGAAUUAUACCAUACAAAGGGCAAUUUUUUAUUAAACAAAAUCUGCUCUGGCUAUUUGUCAGGAAAGAAAAGGAAGCAGUUAUCAAGGAUCUUUGCUUAUGUAUAAUGUUACAAGCCUCUAUUUGAAAGGAAAAGAUUAAGCUCGGCUCAAUUUUGGAAUUUCUAAGACAUUAAAAAAUAGGCAAAAUGUUUGUUCUUGCAGAGUAGAUGAUGACUAUAAAAGUAAUAUGAUAAUAUUUAUGGGGCAAAAUGUUGUUGGGGGGGGGAUAGGGCUUCCUUAAACAAAUCUUUACUUACUCGAUCCUGACUAUUCAUGGCAUGAGCAUUUACACAGUCAGAAGACAACUACGUGUAUUCUAUACACAUCCACCAAUCUUCAGUCAGCAUUAUACAGCAUAAAUAAAAUAUUUUAUUUCAGUCAGCUACUAACUAAUAAGACAGUGGAUACGGAGGUUUUAUUUUGGGAGGAACUAGUACUUUUAGACUUUUUCUUCUUACCUUAAGAGACAACCCCCUCCCCCCCAAAAUCUGUGGAAGGAUUCCUUUCAGAAGUGGAAGUAAAAUGAAUUAAUAUGUGUGAAGGGAAAGCUUGAUUUUAAUAAAAUUAAAUACAGCUGCUUUGGGCAGCUUCUCUCAUAGACUGGCAGCUAAAAAAACAACUUUAUGUAGUUCAUUGAGCUUGGGGAAAAAAAUGUCAGAUUUAUGCAUUUUCAGAGACAGUAUAAUAUACUGUUCUUUCUUUACAAGCUAAACUUUUUCUAUUAAAAUAAUUUGUGGAUUAUUUCACUGAUAUAUGCAAUCCUAUAUUCAGCUACAGCUUUGGUGGCACAGGAACUCUGGAAAAAUUGUCCCUGCGACAUAAAACUUAUUUAUUGUGCUUUUCUAUAGGUAAAGUGGAAAACUGAAGUUGGCUUUAAGUGUUUGCAAUCUGAGAAAUGAUGUGAAAAAGCAGCUCAAUUAAAUGUACAUUCUUUUCAAUCUUUUCUUUUUUGUGUGAAGGCUUUUGUCUUUGUAUCUUUGCAUUAUUUGUAAAUGAAAUGUAAUAAAAGUUCAACUGUUUUUGUCUCUG